AUGAUAGAACAAAAGAAGGAAGAAGAAACCAUUGAAGAUAAUUUACCAUCCUCAUCGAGUGUAAUUUCCUCCUUUACCAUGUUAAAUUCCAAUAAUAAGAGAAGAUUUUCCAUGACUAAUCAUCCAAUUAUAAUUCCUUCCCAAAUUGUUUCCUCCACUAACGAUAAGAAUGCUAACGAAAAGAAGAAGGAAAAGAAGAGAAAGUUGAAAAAGCAAAACAAACUUGAUAUCUUUCACUUCUUUAAAGGAAGUAAUAACAACACUUCAACAAUUGAUCACAACCAUUCACAAUUUGUUGGUUUAAAUAUUACUACUACGAGUAAUCAAUUGAUUGAACAAAAUAUUUCCAAACUCGAUAGAAACAAUUCGAUAGAAUUGGAUUUUGAUUUCAAUAUUGUGGAUAAACCAAUUACUUCCAAUACCUGCUAUAUGACUAACUGUUUGACUACCUCAUCUGUAGACUAUUCCAAUAAUUCAACAACUUUUUCAACCAAUGUACAUAAUAAUGCCACUACUACCUACGAGACUCCCCUUGAUAGAAUUUUACUAUUGAACGAGUCCACUAAACUCACUAGUCCAGCACUCUCCAAGAAUAUUUCACCCAAGAAUAAUCAGGAAAAGAAUCAGCUCCACAGAGGAAAGCCACUCAAACUGACCUCCAAUGAGGGCCUCUUUUUCGUACAACCUCUCAAAUCCAAACAUUCAUCAAUAAGUAAUGGAGACAAGAGAAGAAGAGUUGGUGAUGAGAACAAUGAAUCAAUGAUAUUGAGCGAUGGUAUUUCCCCAACCAAUUCAUUUACAGUACUGAGUGAUGAGCCUAUGAUUACAUCUCCAAAAGUGUCUCCCAAACUUGAUCAAUCUUUUGUUGAGGAAUUUUUAUGA
Naegleria gruberi is the source of this 882-nucleotide messenger RNA. RefSeq lists its product as uncharacterized. The record is from RefSeq and is a predicted model, not a curated record. Lineage: Eukaryota; Heterolobosea; Eutetramitea; Acrasida; Naegleriidae. The transcript has a single exon. The coding region runs from base 1 to 882 and encodes 293 amino acids.